Molecule: messenger RNA, 6359 nt
Organism: Xyrauchen texanus (razorback sucker)
Lineage: Eukaryota; Metazoa; Chordata; Actinopteri; Cypriniformes; Catostomidae
Gene: trak1b
Product: trafficking protein, kinesin binding 1b
Exons: 16
Coding region: 358-2865 (835 amino acids)
Biological process (GO): anterograde axonal transport of mitochondrion; endosome to lysosome transport; neurogenesis
Cellular component (GO): dendrite
Molecular function (GO): GABA receptor binding
Source: RefSeq, a predicted model, not a curated record
GAGUGCUCGAGAACACAUCCCACAGAACCCGAGCACCUCGUCUCCAUCCCAGAAGAGCAGUAUGUAGGCGAUGGAACUGAGGAACCAGUGCCCUUGCUGCCACACGCCCGCUACAGGGACGCAGAGACAAUCACAGAUGUUUGUAACAGCACAGAACUCCCAGAGGUGGAGAUUAUCAGUCUGUUGGAGGAGCAGUUGCCGAUCUACAGGCUGAGGGCUGACUGUGUGUACGGCUAUGAGCACGAUGACUGGAUCCACACGCCUCUCAUCUCGCCCGACACACGUGUAGAUCUCACCUCUGAGCAGAUUGAGGAGACCCUCAACUACUUUUUACUAUGUGCUGAGCGAGUGGGCCAGAUGACUAAGACCUACAAUGACAUUGAUGCUGUAACAAGACUUCUGGAGGAGAAAGAGAGGGACCUGGAGCUUGCAGCCCAGAUCGGUCAGUCCCUCCUGAAGAAGAACCGAGUUCUCUCCGAACAGAAUGAAUACAUGGAGGAACAAGUUUGCACCAUCAGAGAGGAGGUGGCUCAACUACACCAUGAGUUAAAUCUGAAAGAUGAACUUCUGCAAUUCUAUACGAAUGCAGCAGAGGAGAGUGAAGAGGUGUCUGGAUUGCCCACGGGUCGAAAUAGCAGGGCAGGAGUGUCUGCUCCUGGUGGUUCCUCUCUGGACAUCCUGAAUCAGAAACUUCGAGACCUGGAGGAAGAAAACCUGUCUCUCAGAUCAGAGGCGAGCUAUCUGAAGUCUGAGACGGAGUCAUAUGAGGAGAAAGAACAGCAGCUGGUGAAUGACUGCGUCAGAGAGCUGAGGCAAUCCAGCAUCCAGAUCUCCACCAUAGCAGAGGAGCUGGCCAAAAAGACAGAGGACGCAUCUCGCCAACAGGAAGAAAUCACACAUUUACUAUCACAGAUAGUGGACCUGCAGAAAAAAGCCAAAACUUAUGCUGUUGAGAAUGAAGAACUUUCUCAGCACCUUUUGGCAGCUAAAGAUGCUCAGAGACAGCUCACAGCAGAGCUGCAGGAGCUGGAGGAUAAAUACUCUGAGUGUAUUGAGAUGCUUCAUGAGGCUCAAGAGGAACUCAAGAACUUACGAAACCGCAGUGUGUCCGCAGGAACUCCUCGGCGCUAUCACCAUAUGGGACUUUUUCCCAUGGACUCCCUGGCUGCUGAAAUUGAGGGAACCAUGAGGAAGGAACUUAGUCUUGAAAAUCCUGAAAAUGAAGAGCAGAAGGUCUGUCAUAAACGUGUGUUUGAGACUGUGAAGAACAUCAACCAAUCAGUGAGACAGCGAUCUUCUUCUCAUCCUGCAUCUAACAUUCCCGGGUCCAAUCAGACACACUCCAGCCUUAGCUCCGCCCUCCCUGACAGCAGUAGCAACAAUGCCGCCCCUGACAACCGCACACAGAGCAUGCUCCAGGAGACCUACUCCACGGAUGCUGUUGUGGACACCCGUGAGAAGCGAACCGGCUCUGAGGAGCUCAAACUCGCUCUGCGGCGACUGUCUCUACGGCGGCAGAACUGUCUGAGUGAGCGACUCUUUUUCGAGGGGGAGAGGGAGCGACGUAAUCAGGAGUUAACGGAAGGUGGAGAUUAUUCCAACAGGAUGGUGCACAGCGAUAGCAUCAUGUCACUGGGUGCUUGGACCAGCCGCCCCUAUCUUCCCGACAAGCUCCAGAUUGUCAAACCUCUGGAAGGUUCAGCUACACUUCAGCACUGGCAGCAGUUAGCUCAGCCCAACCUGGGUGGUAUCCUGGAUGCUCGGCCUGGUGUGGUCCCAAAAGGCUUCCGUCCUCUGGAACUGGAUCUGGAGGAAGUUUGUCACUAUGCCGAUUGUGAAGAAGAUGAGCCUGGAGACCAGUACUUCCAGAAUCUUCCUACAACAACUACUCCCAAUCCCAGUGCCCCCACUAGCCAUAGCCAUGCCCCCUCAGUGUCCCCAUCUCCCUGUCUCAGCACAGGCCAUGGUUCCAUAGAGUUCUCAAUGUAUUUUCCUGGCAAAUGCAUGGCUCAUACCAGCUCUACCUACACCUUCACCACCUGCAAAAUCCUCCAUCCUUCUGAUGAACUAACCAGGGUGACACCCAGUCUUAACCCCAUCCAAACCUCAUCCUGUGUGAUGUCAAGCAGUCUUAGAUCGACACCCGCUGCCACACCCUGCACUCCUCGUCGAAUGAGUCUGUCCCAGUCUCAGUCCUUCACCAACCUGAGAGACUCCACCAAAACCUUCAGCACAUCUUUGGGGCUAGUGCGCCUCCUCCAGGAGAGGGGUAUUUCCGCUGCAGUGUACCAGCCUCAGAGCUGGGACAGAGGAAGUGAAGGAGUCCUCUUCUCCACCUCCGUUCUUCCUCCCCCUCCUCUAGACCCCCAUCGACCCUCCACCCCACCCAACUCCCCCACCCGUCACACUCCCAGCCCAGGUGCUGGGGUUUCAGAUUCAGAAACCACCACCCUCUUCUCCUUCAAGAGUCCAUCCUAUGAGAACUUCCUGGCUUCCAAACCGGCACAGUCUAUUUUGAAAGAGGUGGCGGGGGUGUCCGGGUCUCAGGCAAAAGACUGUGAAAGCCAAACUGAUGUGAGUAUGUACAAUCUAAACUUGGUGGAUAAACUCAAAAGGUUGGGUUUAGCAAGUCCAGGGGCUUCUGGGGCUACAGGGGGAGGGAUUCCAAGGACAAGUCCACUUAUAGGUCCUCUAGGUGGGAUUCGGAGGCCAGGUUCACCCUUUAGUCCACUUAACGAAGGCAUGAGGAGGAACCGUAGCUAUCCUGCUAUGGUUGGGGCCAGUAUGGCGAUGAAGGGGCCUGGCCCUCAAGGGGACGAAAUGCUACUGGCUCCUAAACUACCCAAGCAAACAAGUCUCAAAUAAUGGAUUAUGCAUAAUAAUGAGUCACACAAUCACACAUCCCUGCAUUUAAACACUGUAAAAUACUUUAUAUUAUACUAAUAAACAUACAGAUUCCUAGUUAAAACAUUUUAUUAACACUUUAAAAAGUAUACACUUUCACUUAAACACUACUUGUAACACAUAUGCACAUUCAAAUGGAAGUUUAAAAUAUUUUAUUGGUAACAAUUUACAAUAAGGUUGUAAACAUUAACAUUAGUUAAAGGGAUAGUUCACCCUAAAAUGAAAAUUCUCUCAUCAUUUACUCACACUCAUGCCAUCCCAGAUGUGUAUGACUUUAUUUCUUCUACUAAACACAAACAAAUAUUUUUAGAAGAAUAUCUCAGCUAUUUUGUACCAUACAAUGCCAGUGAAUGGUGGCCAGAAAUUUGAAGCUCCAAAAAGCUCAUAAAGUAAUCCACACAACUUCAGUGUUUAAAUCUAAGUCAAUCUAAGACUUCAGAAGUGAUAUUAUAGGUGUGGGUGAGGAACAGAUCAAUAUUCAAGUCCUUUUUACUAUAAAUGUUCACUUUCACAUUCUUCUUCUUUUGUUUUUGGCGAUUCACAGUUUCCGUGCAUAUCGCCACCCACUGGGCAGGGAGGAGAAUUUAUUGUAAGAAAUAAGUAGAAAUAUUUUUCUAACUAUCUUUGUUUGUAUUCAGCAGAAGAAAGAAAGUCAUACUUAUCUGGGAUGGCAUGAAGAUGAGAAAAUGAUGAGAGAAUUUUCAUUUUUGGGUGAACUAUCCCUUUAACUCUAUAGUUAAUGUGAAAUAAAAAUACUUUUACAGCAUUUCUAAAUGUUGGUCAAUGCUUAUUUCUACAUAUAGUAAUACAUUUAUAACUUUUAAAGUUGUACAUUAACAUUAGUUAAUGCACUAUGAAAUAACACCAAAUAAAAAUGAUCAAUAGUGUUAUAAAUUAACAUUAGCCUACAUAAAUAAAUGCUGUAAAUUAUUGCUAAUUCCUGAUUCCUAACCUUAUUGUGAAGUGUUUUCAUCUUAUCCAAACAGAUCUGUCGUCUACACACUAACUGCCCAGUUUUGCCCUGUACAAUCUUGUGUAAAAUAUUCUGGUACUAAUGGUAAUAUCACUACUAUAUUGCUUUGAUUUUAACCUUUGACCUCACUUUGAUAUCACUGCGCACAUGCAGGAAGGAAUAAUCCUUUGGGAGAAAAGCCAAAUUAACUGUCAAUCACAUCUACUGUAUGAUUAAAUCACUGUAAAUUAUGACAAUUUUCAGUGCAGUUAGCAGACUUGAGUUGUAGUUUUCCAUGUCCGUAGUGAGCAUAUGAAAUUUCCCAGACAUAUUAAAGCAUGACGGGUAUUGAUCUGGGAUCAGUGGUGUUUUCUCACUGCUUUGGGGGAUGUGACUCUAGAAACCUUUUCUUUCCUGGUGCCUGCUGGUAUUUGAAGGGUGACAUUCACACAGAAGUGAGAGAUGUAUUGAUGCUGGUGUAGAGAGAAUGUGUAGGAUAAGAUUAAAGAUGCAUCUCACCACACUCUCAACCCUUUUCCUCUGUUUGUCUCUUCCUUUGUCUCUACCUUGGGUCUUUCUUUCUUUUGCAGAUGAGUCUUUAAUAAUGAAUUGAUAAUGGUAGCUUUUGAAUUGAUGAAUGUGUGAAUGAGUUAAAGUUUGGUUAGAUAGGUUUAAAAAAUGGCAAAAUUGAAUGUGCUGCUGUCUUGCUGGUUUUCUGAAAAGCAGCGAGUGCCUGUAUUUAAGUCCUCUGUUAAGCCAAUGUUGUACUGAACGAAUCAUUUAAAAAACUGUGGAGCAAUUUAAAGUAGACUUAGCACUGAGCAAUUGUAUUGAACCAUUUAAUUCAAAUUAUGUGUUCAUUCACAUUUGUUUGUUUCACAUUCUUGAAAUUUGCACUUCGAUGUUCCUAAGUGCAGUUUAAAACUACUGCCUGUUUCAUUAAGUUAGCUACAUUAUAUUCAUUUGAAGUCGUUUGAUAUCUGUAUCUGAGUUUUUUGUUUAGUUUUUUUCUCUCAUGUAAUGUUACAGUAGCAAAAGCAUUAGUGACUACCCAAUAUAUAUAUAUUUUUGUUAUUCUUUUGUUUUCAAAUAAGAAAUAAAAUUGCAAUUUCUCACGUGUCAAUGUUCAGAGCUGUCGCUAGAGGGCACUGUGCACUCAUCCAUUGCUUUUUAUACAGUAACUGAAGAUAGAUAGAUAGAUAGAUAGAUAGAUAGAUAGAUAGAUAGAUAGAUAGAUAGAUAGAUAGAUAGAUAGAUAGAUAGUUAGUAGGGUCAUAUCUGGACCAUUUUGACUGGGGGGCCAGGGUGAGGCUGGGUGUGCUUGUAGGGGGGCAACUGUGUUAUACCUUUAUAUCCCCUGUACACAUAUAAAACAUAAUUAGCUGUUUUUAUAUUUGCAGACAUGCAAUUUUUUAAAGACAAGCAAAGAUUCACAAAAUUUUAGUUAAAUUUUAAAUGUUAAUUUUAAAAUAUAUAAACAAACAGGCUCAUGACAAAUGUUUCAAUUAGUCAAAACUCUCCAAUAUUCUGGUUUUACCAACACAUUUUAAGCCAUGUUGCCAUGCUGUUCUUUAGCGUGACAAAUGCAGUAAAAUUCUUGGGUAAAAUGAAUGAUAGCCUACAUCAAGAUUUUAGGUUAGAGUUUAAGUGGUAGGCUAUAAUCAGCAUGUACAGGUCUUGUAAAUGGUCACAAUUUCCUAUUAGAUUCUUCUAAGAAUUUGGAAGCACAUUUUUUUAAUUGCCUAGUUCAUUUAAAAUGGUGCAGUGUACAAGUGAAUUUUUAAAUGUAUGUAUCUAUCUGAAAUACUAUGAAUUAUAAAACGUUGCAUGCAUAGUAAGUGACCAAUAAUAUGGCUUUAAUGUGUUUUUGUCAUUUUGAAUCAUUUAUUAUGUCUGUCAUUGUCUAUGCGCAUUCCUUAUUGAGCGCGUUUGGUGUGUACCUUUUAUAAGAGUAUGCAGUUGCUAAUAUUAAGCUCAAUCCUCCAUUACUGAGGCCUCUCCCUUGUGAUUGGUGAGCCAUGCGAUACGUAUUUGAUUGAUAAAUGGUGUUCAUAAAGAGGAUGUUGCAUUUGUUAUUUUCCCUAUAAACUAUUUAAUGCUUCUCUUGCAUUUCGUUUGAGAGAGAAUCAACUGGAUCAGCUCUGUAACUUUGUUCUCUCUCUCACGGUUAGUUGUGCAUUUGCUUUUUUAUUGUUGCGCCUGUGCCCAACAGUACCAAUAUUAAUCUGUAUAUGUUAUUAGGUUAUAAGAGCCUUUAUUACUGAAGGCAAGGCAUUUAUUUGGGCUUUAGUGGGGUGGUUUAUAAGGGUUCCAAUUUUAUAUUUCUAAGUGUAUUCAUUAUAAAUUUGCCAUUGCAGGUGCAUCUUCACAUCUGUUCCUGCAUGCUGUUACAUCUGCGUUGCUUCAUUGUUCAUUUUGCCAAACUUGUUGCACUACAUUUGUCUUGUUUCUGCAUUGUACAGUGCAAAACACAAAAUUAAAGACAGUGGAAAAUAUACUUCAU